AUGGAAUGGGUUGUGGUGGUGGAUGAGGAGGGCAAAGGAAUUAAGCUGAGGGACAUCAAGAAGGUGUCUUCAAAUUUGAGAAAGAGAGAGAUUGAUGCUGCUCUUAAAAUUUUUCAUGCUAUUCUUUAUGGGGUGAAGGUGAAGGACAAAGAUCUAAAGAGAAAUAUACUAGAUUUCUCUGGGUUUUUAUGGGGUCCUCAAGAGGAGAUGAUCUGGGGAAUGCCAUUUUGGAAGGUGAUGCAAAUCCUGGAAGGCAAGCUGGAGCUUCUAAAUCUGAGGAUUCCACCAUUAUUUGUUACCUUGUAAAACUAUACAAACAUAGAAAUAGUCAAGCUUUUUUUGGAUAGUAGUAUGAGGCAUAUUUGUAAUGUUCUCCAGUAAAAGAUGUACUCAAAAAAUUAUUGAAUAAAUAAAAUAAGGGAGGGAAGGAAUUGAGGGAGUCUGGUGUUCUUAUGGUGCUUUC
Dioscorea cayenensis subsp. rotundata (Guinea yam) is the source of this 463-nucleotide messenger RNA. RefSeq lists its product as uncharacterized. Gene Ontology annotation, molecular function: histone binding; DNA binding. The record is from RefSeq and is a predicted model, not a curated record. Gene Ontology annotation, biological process: chromatin organization; regulation of double-strand break repair. Bases 1 to 306 code for a protein of 101 amino acids. Gene Ontology annotation, cellular component: nucleus. The transcript is spliced from 5 exons. NCBI's taxonomy places the organism in Eukaryota, Viridiplantae, Streptophyta, Magnoliopsida, Dioscoreales, Dioscoreaceae.